GCGGCCGCCCCGCCGGAGCGUGCGCACUGGGGCUCCAGCGGCAGCCUCGGCUCCCGGCUCUGCUACUCGGAAGAUGGCGGACCGUCCCGGCGCCAGCGGUAGCACAUCCCUGAGAGGGCUGCGGGAACAGAUGGUUGCUGCUGCUCAUGCCAUUGCUGAAGAAAGACGCAAUCAGAGUAGCAGUCGCUGUCUUCCACCCCAAUCCUCAAAUAUAAGAUCAGCAUUUAAACCAGUAAUAGAUGGAUCUAUGCUUAAAAGUGAUGUAAAACAAAGAUUAGCCAAGGAGCGCAGGGAAGAGAGAAAGAGACAACAAGAUGCUAAUAAAGAAAUACAACUACUUGAAAAAGAAAGAAAGUCCAAGAUCCAGUUUGAAAAACAGAUGGAAGAAAAACAACGAAAGCUAAAAGAACAAAAAGAAAAGGAUGAACAGCGGAGAAUAUCUGCAGAAGAGAAAAGAAAACAGAAAUUACGGGAAGAAAGGGAGAGAUUCACAGCUGUUCUUUACCGUUCAUUGGAACGGAGCAACCGUGUUGAUCAUCGUCAAAAAAGAUGGUCAUGGGAAGGCUCAACGACAGUAAAUUUGGAGAGUAAAACUGCCAAUAAGCGUUCUAUAUCUACUGAAAAACUUGAACAAGAGACUUCUGGCAGACACAAACAAAUGUCUGUGUCAUCUACAGGUCUCCAAAAUUCCAUUGCCAACAAAAAAACAGAAAGGAGAAGCUCAUCUUUGAAUAGAAGGUGUAGCAAACUGCAUUCAUCUACAGAAACAGAACAAAUAGAAGAAAAACCAGCUGCUCGUUACCCGCAUACCAGUCUUCGGGAGAAUAAUUUAAUCACUCGCCUGCUCGUCCCCACAAAAGCUUCAAUAGCGAGGAGCAAAAGUGCUGCUUCAUUAUCAGUCCCUGGAAAAGAUACUUCAGGCAUUAAUACUUUAAUCCAGUGUACAAACAUGCCCUUGUGUAGCCAUAGCAGUGAUGAACUGAAGAAAACCACAGUACUUCGCAAGUCAGUAGUGCUUCCCCAGGAGAAAAUAGAAACAGCCCCCAAGGUGAGCUUGGAAGCACCCCCCAAGGAGAACAUGGAGGCGCCCCCUGAGGAGAACAUGGAAGUGCCCCCUGAGGCAAUCAUGGAAGCACCCCCCAAGGCGAGCGAGGAAGCACCCCCUGAGGAGAAUGUGGAAGCGCUUCCUGAGACGAGCGUGGAAGAGUGCCCCAAAGUGAGUACAGACACCACCACCCCCAAGACAAAUGUGGCGGUGCUCACCAAGAGCAUGGAAACAUCACCGGAGGUGAGCGCAGAUCCAUCCCCUGAAGUGAGCAUGGACAGGUCCCAUGAGGUGAGCGUGGACCCAUCCCCUGAGGUGAGCAUGGACUCUUCCCUCGAGAUAAGCAUGGAAAUGUCAUCUGAGGCAAGCAUGGAAGCAUCCCCAGAGGCUAGUGUGGAAGUGUUCCCCAAGGCUAGCAUGGAAGCUCUCCCCAAGGAGAGGUUGGAAGUGUCCCCUAAAACGAGCACGUCUGAGGCAUCCCCUGAGGUGAGCGUGGACACAUCUUCCAAGGUGAAAAUGAGAGACUCUCCACAGAAAUCAGAAAUGGACAAACAGGCCUCAAACCCUGUUAGCAAGAAGCGUCCAUCGUCACACAUACCAUGUUACAAAUGGCCAUCUCCUCCUGCAAGUGGGUGGCGUCCGCCCUCUCCCAUCAGUGCUAAUAACAGGCAAACCCAAAAGAAUCGUCCCCCAUCACCUUCACCUGUCACGUCAAAACAGUCAGCACAUUCUUCUCUCCCCUAUAAAAUAAUUCCUGUUCAGCGUACCGUAUUUGCACAAAAUGCAUUGGGUAGUAUUGGGAAGAAAAGAGAAGCAGUUCCUAAGACCACUAAUAGCUCUGUGGCCGUAAGCCAAAAGCACGUGAUCUCUGAAGGGUCUGGUAAUAAAAGCACACCAGGGUCUAUGAAUGCUGAGGAGGCAACAAAAAUUUUGGCAGAAAAACGACGCCUUGCUCGUGAACAAAGGGAAAAAGAAGAAAGACUACAAAAAGAAACAGAACAAGGGGAAGUGAAAGACAUGGCAAAGAAAGCAGUUGAAGGCCAAGAAGAAGAGUUCUUGAAAUCUGAAGAUGGGCAAGGACAAAAGGAGGUAAAACCGAAGAAAGAAUAUCAGGAUCAGGAAGACCAGAAAGUGCUACUACAGAAAGAGGACACCAGCUUAAAAGCUCAGGAGGAGGCCGACAAACGCAAGAAGGAACAUGAGAGAAUUAUGUUACAGAACUUGAAGGAGAGAUUAGAAAGAAAAAAGAGAAUUGAGGAAAUUAUGAAGCGGACAAGAAAGACAGAUUCGAAUGCUUCAAAGGCUGUAGAAACAUCUGUUAACAACAUAUACGAGGAGGACGAGGCAGAUGACGAGGACGAGUCAGAAAGUGACGAGGAGUCCUCCGAGGCCAAGCAUCCAUCCGCCUUAAACAAUGGUGUGGAUUCAUCCAUAGAACUCAAAACACAUUUUAAAAAUGUGAAGAACACCCCUAACCUGAUGUUUUUAGAUGCCACUUCUGGCCAAGACCAUAAAGAGACAAAAACAUUUUUUAAUGGUGACAUGAAAACGUUCAGACAGAGAAGUGUGAAAGACCCACUGACUCAGGCAAAGUGUACCAGACCCUCCACCAAGAGAUCGGCCAGCCGAGCAGCAAAAACCAGAAAGGCAGAUGAAGCCAGCAACUCUGUGGGACCUUCCAGGAGUUUAUACUCAGAGGCAGAGGAGUGGCUCUGUGACAGGAUUAUUGGCAUCGGAGGUGAGACAGAGUCACUUAUGUCCAGUGUCCUUCCUGAUAGCCCAGAACACCAUUUGGAAGAGUCUAUAACAUUCCACCCAAGUUCCCAGAUACCUUUAGAUGACAAGGAAGAAGACAAAUGUGUUCUCGCUGCAUCAGAUAUAUAACCUCGUGCAGCCUGGAAGAGAAUUCAUUCUCUACUCUGGAGUUCAACGUCCAGGUCAAUCUCCCAAAAUUUCUCUGCCUCCAACUUGAACCUGGCAAACAAAAUGACCAUCAAAAAAUGGGAAAACAUCAAAAGUCACCUUAAUGCAUCUCAGAAGAUGCUCUUAUCAUCCUGAAUCUUGCCCACAAGCAAGAGUCCUUAGUAAAGAGUCAUUUUUGUUUUCCUGUAAAGAA
Molecule: messenger RNA, 3161 nt
Organism: Manis javanica (Malayan pangolin)
Lineage: Eukaryota; Metazoa; Chordata; Mammalia; Pholidota; Manidae
Gene: MAP7D3
Product: MAP7 domain containing 3
Biological process (GO): microtubule cytoskeleton organization
Cellular component (GO): microtubule cytoskeleton
Source: RefSeq, a predicted model, not a curated record